Messenger RNA from Komagataella phaffii GS115, 573 nucleotides. Its product is annotated as One of 10 subunits of the transport protein particle (TRAPP) complex of the cis-Golgi. Gene Ontology annotation, biological process: endoplasmic reticulum to Golgi vesicle-mediated transport; regulation of GTPase activity. Gene Ontology annotation, cellular component: trans-Golgi network; cis-Golgi network; TRAPP complex. The transcript has a single exon. Lineage: Eukaryota; Fungi; Ascomycota; Pichiomycetes; Pichiales; Pichiaceae. Bases 1 to 573 code for a protein of 190 amino acids. The record is from RefSeq and is a predicted model, not a curated record.
AUGCCUCUUGAGUACGACCUCUUGGCCGAUAACACUAUUAACAAGUCAUGUCUAGAGUACCUUUUGAUAGAAACAGCCUCAAUAAGCCAUGAGGCUACUGUACAAGUUUGCGACAAUGAAAAUGUAAGAGACCACGAGCAGGCGACAGCAUCAGCGGAAGGAAACUUAACAGAGGAGAUUGGAUAUAAUAUCGGAUUGAAACUAGUCGAUUAUUUGUUAUAUCUUCAAAAGGGAAAAAACGGGACAGGGACCCCAAAAUUCGACCAAGUUGUUAACAUAAUGAAAUUUGUUUGUAAGAAUGUUUGGGAAUCUCUAUUUGGAAGGCAGAUUGAUAAUUUGAGAACCAAUCAUAGAGGCACAUAUGUUUUAGUAGAUCGUUCUUUCACAAUGAUAUCACGGUUAGAUAGUCCUUUAGGGGUUCAGGAUACCCUAAAUCAAACUAGAAAACAUUAUCUUUGGUAUCCGUGCGGGAUAAUUCGGGGAUUGUUAGAGAGUUUGGAUAUUGAUUCUACAGUUCAAGCAGAGGUUACCGAGUUUCCUUCGGUCUCUUUUCAUAUCCAAACAAGUAAAUAG